AUGGCCAAGAAGACAGACGAAGUUGAAGAGGUGGACAACUACGAAAAACGGUUGCCUGCUUUGCUUCCAUUUGCCAAGCCGUUGGCUUCGAAGAAACUCAACAAAAAAGUGCUAAAAACCGUCAAGAAGGCCUCGAAAUCUAAACAUGUCAAGAGAGGUGUUAAGGAGGUGGUCAAGGCUCUCAGAAAGGGCGAAAAAGGACUCGUUAUUAUUGCCGGCGACAUUUCUCCAGCCGACGUUAUUUCUCAUAUUCCUUGUCUGUGCGAAGACAACGGCGUUCCAUUCUUGUUUGUGCCAUCUAAAGAAGAUCUUGGCUCCGCAGGUGCUACCAAGAGACCAACCUCGUGUGUCAUGAUCGUUCCUGGUGCCGGAAAGAAAGACUCCAAGGGCGACGAUUACAAGGACGGGUAUGAUGAGAUCGUUUGUUCCAAGCUCGCCGACUUUCUGUUCCAGAAUGACGGCUCCCUUGGCGUCAGUAACGGUAACCAACGAUUUAGGAACGUUCCAUUUCAGGAACCAGUUCGUUCUUCUCGUGAGCUCUGGCUCGCUGUCCUUGUACCGGUCACGCAGCAUGUUGAUCAGGUCUGGGAUCUCAAGCGUGAGAAGAGCGUUGUUGAUGCUGUUUCUCGAGAAAAUGUUUCCAAACGAUCCUGCAACCACAAGCUUAAUAUCACGGGCCAAAAUACAGGUAGCAGCCUGUUCUCUGGACGAACCGGUACCGAAGUUGAAACCAGAGAUGAUGAUAUCGCCUGCUUUGGUCUUGGCUCCGAACUCAGAGUCGUAGUUCUCCAUACAAACCUCAGCCAUCUUCUCGCGAGGAACAUCGUCCUGGUAGGUGUAUUUACCUGGGUAGAUUCCGUCGGUGUUGAUGUUAUCAGCGUCACAAAGAACCAGCUCGCCAACGAUCUCUUCUGGGAAACCUGGCAGCACAGCGCCCGACGACUUGACGGCCUCUUCACCAGCUGGCUUCUCGUUCACAACAACGGUUUUCUUGACCUCUCUGGUUGGAGGACAUGGUUUUCCGUCCACUUCUUCUGGAGCAGCAAUCUUACCGACAACGGCGGAUGCUGCAACCACUUCUGGCGAGGCCAAGAACGCAAGAGCAUCUUUGGAACCCAUUCUUCCCUUGAAGUUUCUGUUGGUAGCAGAGAUUCCGACCUCACCUUCUUCCAACAGUCCGGUUCCCAAUCCAAUACAUGGACCACAUCCGGCUGGAAGAGGAAUGCAUCCAGCGUCCAAAAGAGUCUUCCAAGCACCAGCGGCCUCAGCGUCGGCCUGGACCUCGGAAGAGGCAGCAGCAAUGUAGAACUCGACUCCCGGAGCAAUCUUGUGGCCCUGGACGAUAUCGGCAGCAGCUUUGAUGUCACUGAGUCUCGAGUUGGUACAGGAAACCAAGUACGCCUUGUUGACCUUCAUGUUCUUGGCAGAAAGAUCGCUCAAGGAGCUCGACACCUUCACAGAGUUUGGUCCAGAAACGUACGGAGACAGCGUCGACAGGUCGAUCGUCAGCGUCUUGGCAUAGUACGCAUCGUUGUCGGCAGCAAGCUUGUUCUGUCUCAGUGCUUCCAAGGUCUCGUUGUUGAUUCUUGGGUGGUUAGGACCGAGUCUGAGCAAUCUGUUGGUGUAGAACUUGAUCAGCGUCUCGUCAAUAGGGAACAAACCAGACAGAGCACCCCAUUCGGUGGUCAUGUUGGCAAUAGUCAGACGGUAGUCGAUUGGAAGUUUCUCGAUCUCGUCUCCAACAAACUCGAUAGCAUGGUUCAAAACCUCGUCGUUGUUGAACAAUCCACACAGCGACACAAUCACGUCCUUUCCGGUGACUCCCUUGGGAAGACUCCCCUUCAGCUCAACCUUGGCAACCGGUGGAAUCUGCCACCAGGUCUGGCCGGUAGCCCAGAUGGAGGCAGCGUCCGUUCUCACUAUCGGAGUACCCAGAGACCCAAUACCUCCGAGUAUAACCUCUUGGAAGCCAAUAAACAGGGGAUUUUCCAUGCGAUCGAUACGAAUCGCAUAGUGGUUAUAGAGAAUCUCGUGGGGACGUACUCUAUUUGCCGAUUUCUGCAGAAAUACUCAACGUUGCAACUGGUUUGUGUUGAAAACUCGCCGUUCUGUGCAGAUCUCGUGAAGAAAAACCUGUCAGAAAUAAACGUUUACUCUAUAGAGGAUGUUCUAUGGAGAAAAAUCGAUGGCGAACUUGUUGUUCUCGCUGCGUCGCCCGAUGAAGUGCGUACGCAGUUGGCAAUCGACCGUAUUUCGGCGAAGAAACUCGUUGUCAUCAACAGCUACCACAGCAAAGCCUCAAUUUCAAGGGUAAGGAUAAACCUUCACAAUCCAGUGCAUCCGGUGCUGUUUGCGACAGCAAAACCGAUAGACCUGUUUGCAGAGGUCGAAAAGCUCGUGAAAGACCGUCCGGGAAACACGCUCGUUCUUUUGCCGUCCAAAAAACUCGUUAAGCAGUUCUCCUCCAAACUGGCUGCAACCACUGUUCUAUCCGAGUACGAUCUCCUUCGUUUGCGGUUGGUCAACCAGUCCAGUCUUGUGUUCAUGCUCAAUGCGGAACAUCUCAUUAAUUGCACGAAAUACCUCGAUUUCUUUCGGCCCUUUGGCUUUUCGCUGGUGAUCCAGUCCGGACUCUACCAACAGCACGCUUUUUCGCCAAUGAACUAUUCCACCGUCACAGAGACUCCUGUUCCCCGACGGUUUGUGGACGUUUUGUCUGUAGAGACACGGGUCCUUGUUCCAGAGAAGUCACUUGUUGAAUCGCAGCAGAUCGAUCCUUUGGUGCCGAUUCUGGUUCUUCUAAACAGCUACCAAGACGCUCCCGAGGAGUUUUUCGAAAACCAGCUUGUUCGCCAACUAGCUUUGUUUCCCUCGUUCGAGACCACGCUGGCUCAGCUGGAAACGCUAAGGCUCGUCGACUUCUCAAACGGCUACCGGCUCACCAGCCACACGUUCUGGAAAUACAGGCUGUUCCACUUUGCCGGACGCAAAUGGAUUGGGCUCGUUGCUGCGCUGGACGAGUCUUUGGGCCACAGUCAGGACACAACGUUCCUGUUGCUCGGAGUUCUGUCCAUCCUCUGGGUACUGGAAUCCUCGUCGUACACGUGCUGGUCGCUGUUGUACGACCUGAACACCAAGUUCAAGGAGCUGAGGAGUCAGGAGUCCGAGUUUGUGACUCUGAUCAACUUCUUCAUCUCUGUGUUCCAUCUGAACGGGUUGCAGCUGGUUCCAACCAGUUCAUCGCCACCAACAGAGCUGCAGCAGUUUGUGCGUCAGCUGCGGGUCGCCGGCCAGAUAGUUGAGACGUUCAACUCGCUAGUGGUGCAUUUUAACGUGUCCGACACUUUGACCGACUCCGUCCUGGAGAACGUACUGCGCUGUCUGCGAAAAGGGCUAAUCUUCAACUGCGGCGUGCUGUCUUCGAUCCGCGUGACAGAACAGCCUUUGAUCCGGUUCAAGGCGGACCAUGUUCUCUCUGGGACCAUCCCGGAACUUGCGUUCGAGCUGCCUGCAGAGCUGUCGUCGUACUACUCCACUGGCAACCUGAUCCACUGGCUCACACUGGAAAGUUCUACGGAUAGCGACCUGUAUCCAUUUCUGGGACUCAAGGGGUUCAAGGAGGAGACGCUACGAGAGUCAAAAGGCAAACCUGUCACAGUUGAGAAACUGAUUCCUGUGAACUACGACCUUGGAAACCUUGCGGUUUUCGACCCCAACCCGCUGGACGCUUCGCAGAUCAGCAACGACACGGCGAAAAACGACUACCUCAAGAGCGUGACAAGAGAUAACGUGCAGCUGCUGAUCAACCAGGUGCUUUCGCUGCCACUGAAGAAGACGAGCGAUAAUUCUAGUGGACAGAACUCUACGAUGACUUUGAUCGAGCUGCCGGACCCUAUCACACAGCUUCCGCGUGAAAAGAGCGUUCCAAAGGCCAAGGAGCCUACAAGAUGGGAGCUAUUUGCCGCCAAGAAGGGUAUCAAGAAGAAGGGCAAGGAAGGAAAGCUUGUCUACGACGAGGCUACCGGAGAAUGGGUGAACAAGUACGGAUACAAGGGUAAGAAUAAAGAGAUGGACUCGCAAUGGCUUGUGGAAGUUGACGACAAGAAGGCUGGCACCGAGGAGGAGCUGAUUGAUCCGCGUAAACUGAACAGAAUGGAGCGUAAGAAGCUGAUCAAAAAGAACGAAAUCCAGCAAAAGCGCAACAGAGAGAAACGUUAG
This is a messenger RNA of Ogataea philodendri, 4218 nucleotides long. RefSeq lists its product as uncharacterized. Gene Ontology annotation, biological process: ribosomal large subunit export from nucleus; endonucleolytic cleavage in ITS1 to separate SSU-rRNA from 5.8S rRNA and LSU-rRNA from tricistronic rRNA transcript (SSU-rRNA, 5.8S rRNA, LSU-rRNA); ribosome biogenesis. NCBI's taxonomy places the organism in Eukaryota, Fungi, Ascomycota, Pichiomycetes, Pichiales, Pichiaceae. The record is from RefSeq and is a predicted model, not a curated record. Gene Ontology annotation, cellular component: nucleus; nucleolus; preribosome, large subunit precursor. The transcript is spliced from 4 exons. Gene Ontology annotation, molecular function: protein binding; RNA binding. Bases 1 to 4218 code for a protein of 1405 amino acids.